CAGUAACAAUAAAAGAAACAAUACACGUUGUAUUCAUACACAAUAUCUUAUAUAUUAUAACAAACGCAAAAGCUCAAGCCAAACAUUCAAAAAUGAGCAGCAGCAAAAACAUGUCAAGACAUAAAGUCACACUUGACGAAGGAAUAAAUUCGUCAACUAGACCGUUAGGCCAGUUAAGAGUGACUGGCAAAGGAGCCCCGACGGAGACUCAGUUGCUCAAACUCCCACCCGUUGAAAUUUACCCCAGCCGCUCAUUCGAAGACACUUUUGUCAGGGGUCUACAAGUCGGAAAGCCAGCAGUAGUGAAUGCCUCAACCCAGGUCAACCAGGCCCAAAUUCUGAACUGCACCCCAGAACCACACUUAGCCAGACCGACGCCUGAGACCCGAAAUACCAGAGUCAUGGCAUCGGAUCACAAAGCAGUGAAUGCAGUCGGCAACGCCUAUCUCACACCUUCCGUAUAUGGAAGGGACAGUGAGAACAGGUUUUGGGACGAGGAAAUCAUGGAGAUGAGGAAUCACGUGCAGGAACUGCUGGGUGAAAUCGACGAUUUGAAGGACGAGGCAGAGGCCAGUAAGAGUAAAGUGGUUGAGAUGGAGGAGAGGGCGAGGGGGGCUGAGGAGGAGAAGGAACAGCUGCAGUCCCAGGUGCACAAGCUGGAGACUGACUAUGACUUCAUGGUGGAGAAACUCAUCACGGAGAAUGAGAAGUUGGAGGUUGCGCAGGAGAGACUGAGUCAGCUAGAGCCUCUGGAGGAGGAAGUCAAGACACUGAGGAAGGAAAACUCUGAACUGAGGGAGAAAGUGGAGAGGGCGGAGGAGACUGAAAGGGCCAAAAUUGAACAGAUAGAAAAAAAGCACGUGAAUAAAAUAGCAGAAGUGAGGCUGGAGAUAGAGAAGGAGAUGUUUUUCAAGGACGACAAAAUUGAAAAGCUCAAGAAGGCUCUCGAAGCUCUGCUUGGCCAGAAAUCCAAUGAGCGCCAGAAACAACUUGACGACAUGGUCCGAAACUUUGCAAAACUGCAGAACGAGACGGAAAUUCUGAAGGCUAAACUCAAGCACUACGAAGAUAAAUCAAAGACUUCUUGCCAUAACUGUGGUAGACUAUCUUACAAGCUUGAAGAAAAGAUUUCACAGCUGCUAACAAAAGAAAAGCAAGUGAAUCAGUUCCAGGAGCAAAACAACCAUCUGAGAUCUCAACUAGUCGACCAGGAUAAAAGAAUGGACAGAAUAAUUGAAGAUCGUGCAAUUGAAAAAAUAACCGUUUAUAAAUAAACUGACAAAACUUUGCAUUGAACUGAUUUCAUUUUUGAUCAAUAGAUUAAUUUAAAUAUCUUU
Symsagittifera roscoffensis is the source of this 1337-nucleotide messenger RNA. RefSeq names its product tropomyosin-like. The transcript has 8 exons. Bases 93 to 1274 code for a protein of 393 amino acids. NCBI's taxonomy places the organism in Eukaryota, Metazoa, Xenacoelomorpha, Acoela, Convolutidae. The record is from RefSeq and is a predicted model, not a curated record.